Messenger RNA from Musca domestica (house fly), 763 nucleotides. RefSeq names its product apoptosis regulatory protein Siva. Bases 152 to 643 code for a protein of 163 amino acids. Gene Ontology annotation, molecular function: CD27 receptor binding. The record is from RefSeq and is a predicted model, not a curated record. The transcript has 3 exons. Gene Ontology annotation, biological process: extrinsic apoptotic signaling pathway. Lineage: Eukaryota; Metazoa; Arthropoda; Insecta; Diptera; Muscidae.
AAAAGACUUAAGAAAAUAAAGAAGAGUGGUCCUUAAAAUGUACGCUUUAGUUGAUUGAGUUGUCAAUUCACAGUGCAAAGUAUAGGACAUUUUUAAAAUUGUUGAAUAUUUGGUAAACUGCUAAUAGAAUCCUUUGAAAUAAAUUAACAAAAUGCAGAGAGUGAGUUUGAAGCGUAUGCGCUCUGAGGAAUCCUCACCAUAUAUUCUACAAACUAAGAUGCACGUUAAUGAAAAGAUUGUUGAUUCCCAUGACAGCAACAAAAUGAAACAGAUCUAUGCAAAAACAACUAAGAUGCUAUUCCAAGCUGCCCGCUCUGUCAGCAACAAUAACAUCCAGCCUGACCGCAACAAGAAGACUCCACUCCACCGUUUAGUAGUUAUUUCAGGCAAUGGUCAAAUCGAACCAGCUAAGCAGGCCGAUGAACAAGACGACGAAUUCUUGUGGGUUCGACGCAAGGCCAAGUGCUGCAAUAGAGAUACCUAUGUUCAGGAUAAAUGUGUGAACUGCCAAAAUGAUUUGUGUGAAGAAUGUGGCUAUUCGUGCGUCGAGUGUGGAAAGUUUGUAUGCAGUCCUUGUAUUUCUUUGUUUGGUAGUGGAAAUGUCGAACAACCAUUAUGCGAAAAAUGUUCCCUGUUUGCUUAGGUCUGACAUAUGACCAUUAGCGAUGAGAUAUUUCUUAUUUAUAAUAGUUGUAGUAAACAUUUUGUUUUUUUUUCGAAUAAAAAUACCUUUAUGAAUUGCUGGUCAAUAUAUAACAACAAA